Messenger RNA from Phaeoacremonium minimum UCRPA7, 981 nucleotides. Its product is annotated as putative sugar transporter protein. The record is from RefSeq and is a predicted model, not a curated record. Gene Ontology annotation, cellular component: membrane. The coding region runs from base 1 to 981 and encodes 326 amino acids. Lineage: Eukaryota; Fungi; Ascomycota; Sordariomycetes; Togniniales; Togniniaceae. The transcript has 4 exons. Gene Ontology annotation, biological process: transmembrane transport; carbohydrate transport. Gene Ontology annotation, molecular function: carbohydrate:proton symporter activity.
AUGACAGCUACUCACUUUCCUGAAGACAAGUCCGUCACGGUACACGUUGACAACCCGGGUUCAGACAUGGACAAUCGCGACAAAGUUGACUCGACACCCGAGAGCGUCCACAAUGAGCUGCCACCCGUGGAGCACUUGAGCCUCAUCCAAUGCCUUCGCAAAUACAAGGUCGCCUCAUUUAUGUGCGUCCUCGCUGCAGUGGGAGCACUCUCGGACGGGUAUCAAGUUCAAAUGUCUGGCAGCAUUGUUGCCCUUGACGGCUUCAUCAACACAUUUGGCGACCUACAAGAUGAUGGUACUUAUGUAGUCGACCCUCAGUAUCUUGCUCUUUGGGGUUCCCUCAAAAACGUCGCUGCGAUGUUUGGUGCUGCAAUUGGUUCAUAUCCUGCAGAUAAGCUCGGACGCAGGUGGAUGAUUCUUCUUGUUCAAAUCAUCAUGAUUGGUGCUUGUAUUCUGGAGCAGCUAUCAACUCACUGGACACACUGGCUUGGUGCCCGACUGCUUGAUGGAUUCUCGAUUGGUCUUGCGCAAUGUUGCAUAAAUGUUUACAUAUCGGAAAUGGCACCGACCGGUGGUCGUGGUGCUUUGAUGAGCCUGGUUCAACUCUUUUACUCCAUUGGCCAAUUCCUGUCGUCCAUAUCCCUCAAUAUCGUCUCUCAAGAUAAACCGAAGAACUGGCGUCAUGCAGUCUUGUCUCAGUUCGCACUCUGCGGCGUGGCUCUUAUUGCUUGGGUUUUCCUGCCCGAGUCAGCUCGCUGGCACUGCGCCCAGGGCCGCGAAUUACCAUGCAAGAAGAUCCUGACCAGAGUCAACGGCAAGGUGCCGGGCUACGAUGUCGACAUGGAGUACAAGCGGAUGCAUCUCGAAAUUGAAAACGCGAAGAUUGAAUCUACAAUCCAUGGCGGCGGCUCUUAUUUAGACGUGUUCCGUGGCACCAACCGAGUAAGAUUCAUUCACGACUGCAUGUCUACGUAUGACUAA